AUGGCCUACGCCGCACGCCUCGUAGCCAAGAUCCACCCCGCCACGACGCCGCGGGCCGAGCCGCGCCGCCUCUCCAGCCUCCGCGUAGGAGCACUCAGUGGAUGCACAACCGUUAAACAGCAAAAGUUUGUUGCUAAAUCUGCUAUCUCAGCAGUGGAAGGUGGUGAUGCAUUUGUUGGAGUAAAGCAAAAUACUAGACCAAUCAUAGUCAUAGACAACUACGAUAGCUUCACAUAUAAUUUAUGCCAGUACAUGGGAGAGGUUGGAGCUAAUUUUGAGGUUUAUCGCAAUGAUGAUAUCACUGUGGAAGAAAUUAAGAAGAUCUCUCCUAGAGGAAUACUUAUUUCCCCAGGCCCUGGGAAGGUUGUCCGAUCUCCUUAUGGAGUUGUGCAUGGAAAGGGCUCCUUUGUUCAUUACGAUGAGAAGCUUGAUGGAACUCUGUUUUCCGAUCUUCCAAACCCAUUCCAGACCGGAAGGUAUCACAGACUUGUAAUUGAGAAGGAUAGUUUCCCGCAUGAUACCCUGGAAAUUGUUGCAUGGACAGAUGAUGGGUUGAUCAUGGCUGCUCGCCACAGGAUAUACAAACAUAUUCAGGGCGUGCAGUUCCAUCCGGAGAGCAUCAUAACUACUGAAGGGAGGCUCAUGGUCAAGAAUUUUAUCAAGAAGAUAGGAUUUGGUAAAUUUGCUCUCCAUGAUUUACCUCGUUGGAAGCAGCAGCAGCAGCUGGUUAGCAGCCAUGCGUGGUGA
Messenger RNA from Miscanthus lutarioriparius, 747 nucleotides. NCBI's taxonomy places the organism in Eukaryota, Viridiplantae, Streptophyta, Magnoliopsida, Poales, Poaceae. The record is from the annotation of a GenBank genome assembly.